GAAUUGGCCUUUCCACUCACGCACACACAACAAUUUUGUUCGUGUUGUGUUUGUGUGUCCGUGUAUUGAGAGAGAGAGAGAGAGAGAGAGAGAGAGAGAGAGAGAGAGAGAGAGAGAGAGAGAGAGAGAGAGAGAGAUGAUGAUGUUUGAAGGGAGAGCGAUGGGGCAUUGGGCGCUUUAUAAGCCUAGAUAUCGCCGUCUGGCCAUCUCUCUAAUGUUUGUGGCAGCGCUGGUCUUCGCCAUCACAUGCGUGCCACGUGUCCAUCAGCCACAGGCCUAUCAUAGGUUUGCUGACAAGCGCACACUUAUUCCGGGUAUUCCUAAUACGCUGAAUGUAUUGUCCAACUUUCCAUUUUUGGUAAUCGGCUGCAUCGGCAUCGUGCUGUGCCUUCAUGGCAAUCGUUUUGGCUUCACGUCCUUUGGGGAGACCUGUGGCUGGGUGCUGUUCUUCCUCGGUGUAUUCGCCACCGCGUUUGGAUCUACUUAUUACCAUCUACUUCCAAAUGAUGGCCGCCUCGUCUGGGAUCGACUUCCGAUGACGGUGUCAUUUACGUCAAUCCUCGCAGUUUUUGUGAUUGAGAGGAUCGACGAACGAACAGGAACCAGGUGUCUGAUUCCAUUUUUGGCCUUCGGAAUCGGGACUAUUGCCUACUGGAGAUGGACAGACGACUUGCGUUUCUACCUUGUUGUCCAGUUCUUCCCUCUUAUUGCAAUUCCCUGGAUGACGCUCAUCUUACCUCCGAAGUAUUCGCACAACGAUUACUGGCUCUGGGCCGCAGCGUGGUAUGUAUUGGCCAAGAUUGAGGAGGUGCUCGACAAAAGGAUAUUCAAGCUGUUGCAUUUCACACUGAGCGGACAUACGCUUAAACAUUUGUGUGCGGCGAUGACUCCUGUUUGCAUCUUAUUGAUGCUCCAUCGCCGUUGUGUACUGACGGAGAGGUUGUGGGACAUCAAUGGCGUGGAUGAGAUCUCCACUGCUACUGAGGUGACCAUCAUCAGGGCUCCAAGACGACAACUCUUUCAGCAAGAAAGGCGCAUUGAGAAGAGAGUAGCAGGCGAAGGAGGAGGAAAAGAAGGGCUUCGGGAAGGUAUAUCUGUCUACGCAAUGAGCAGAGGUCAGCAUCACCGGGGUGAGGGACGCCACCAACUCCUUGAGCAACCUAUUCUGCACCCCAUUGACAACUGUUCAGGUCUCCAUAUGAGAGCUCUAUGGGGUGUUCCAGUGAACGGGACGCAAUGCGUGGAGGAUGUACGGAGUGUAAUGGGAAGAGCAUUCAAGGCUAGGACACAGACGGAAGGACUCAGAAUGUAGAGCAAAACUGGCAGAAAACGGCAUUCGGGGCGUUAAUGGCGAGAAGAGAACGUGUUGCGCGGGCUGGCUUCUGUGGAAACUCAAGGCUGUUGUGGUAUUCAUGACUGCGAAGACACGUGGAACGACACAAAACUCGUUCGGGGCGUGAAUGGGGAGGAGAACAUGUUGCGAGGGUUUGCUACUUCGAAUACACAAGGCGGUUACUACUAUGUGAUAGACGGUUUGGUCAUCAGGCGAAGGUGGAAGGGGUGGAGGAUAAGAGAUGGAUAGACUCUUAUGCUUUCGGGUGGUGCGGGAGAGGUGGAAGGGAAGAUGAACGGUCUCUCGAUCCCGUCGUGUUUUGCCUGGUACGGCAACACUCACACCUGAUGAUCCCAUUGACAGCUGCUAAAACCAUCGUCAGCUCUGAAGGAAGCAGCAGCGGUGUUGGAGGGUAACGACGUCGCUAGUGGAACGGUGAUCAUCUGGCUUUCUCCGUGCACGUAUACGAAAAGAAAGGAGGUCAGGAUGUUGUCGAAUAUAUAUGAGGGAUGGAAUCGUGGCUAAGCAUGGUAUGCCGCGGAGGAAGAUGUCAAUCCUGGGAAGAACAAUUGAGAAAUUUAGAUUGAACUUGAUUGAAGGGAAGUGAUUUUGCGGACGAGGUGGAAGGCUCGCAACAAGUCUUCGCCUCGCGAAGAACAGCGAAAUGGAAACCACAUCGUUAGCGGACUUCUGGAGCGAUUUUGCAGACUAAACGCUUGCAACAGGUCGUCGUGAAGAACAGCGAAAUGGAAACCACGUCGAUUGCCUGCGACGAGUCUUUGACCCUCACGAAGACGAAUGGCAUUGUUGAUGAUACUUGUGGGAAGCUGGAGUGACGGUCCUUGGUUUCUUGCCGGCUACGUAUGCGCCCAUGCAUCUGUGGUGGGGCAAUGUAUGCAUGCGGAUACAUCCCUCCGUUUGUGGGCCGGCUUCUGUCGGCAAGGUCCUCCCUGUGUUCUCCCUCCUGGAGACUUAGAGAGAGAAGAAAAAAGACUAUCAUUCUCGCGGAGCUUGACUUGGCAGGAUCAAUACAAGCACUACGGUGGAUGGAUGCCAUUUCUCAGAGGCGCCUAUUGUCAGGCAAGGUGCCUAUGAAUGCGAACUUUUUCGCAGAUCUCUAUGCUCAGACAGGCGCCGGAAGUUGAAACUGGUGGGUGGGUAUGCUUCACCGCAAUCGCAAUGAAGUUACCUAUCAUGUGUGGCAUGUGGAUACGUACUUGCGGCGCUUGUUCUCAGAUUUGAAAAGGAGAAUUUUUUGUGUUUUGACAUUGAGGGAAGAGAGUAUCGCUGACGGUCCUCGACGAGAGCAGCAGCAGCAUUAUCUAUUGUGUUUUGACAUUGAGGGAAGAGAGUAUCGCUGACGGUCCUCGACGAGAGCAGCAGCAGCAUUAUCUAUCACUGCCUUUUGGCUUACUGUCCCCAGCGGUAGAGGUGUGUGCAUUACUCAGACUCGCUUUUCGGCAUUGACGAUGACGGGAAAUGCAUGCGAUGACAAGAUAGCAUGCCAGCAUCUUGACGGCUCACCAAUGCACUCCCCCGGCUGUCACCGGCCGAUGGUGAGAUGCAUUGCUGCUUGGCUUCAACGGCCGCCACCUUGCGGACAUGACAAUUAAAAAACGUGGAUCUGCGAAGCAUGGAGACAAUGAAACGCCAAAGAACGC
Messenger RNA from Chara braunii, 2994 nucleotides. The record is from the annotation of a GenBank genome assembly. Lineage: Eukaryota; Viridiplantae; Streptophyta; Charophyceae; Charales; Characeae.